AGUUAAGAGCAACACAAAACAGAGAUGACCCGUUCAAAAGUGUCCAUUAGGAAGAUGACCCGUUUGGCCCAUGAAACGCGCUGUAUAGAGCAGAGCAACUGGCAGUCGACUAAAGGAUUUUGAUAAACCCUCCUUUAAGCCCUUUGGAGAACAAGCAUGGCAAUGGCACGUCGUUUAUUUAGACCUUUAGGAGGAAUAGCCAAAAGGGUUUUGCUCCAGCAGCCAGUGAUGUUCAAUUUGAGUAGAAAUUACAUAUCAGAGAUGCGUAAAGAAGCAUUUGAAGAGAACAUUCUCAGACUCCUCCGCUACGAGAUUCGUUAUGAGCUUGAACGUUCUCCUCCCUCUCAGGUUAAAAGCAAUGAUUUUUUUUUUCCUGGGAUAACUUUGGUGUCCGGGCCAGCUUGGGCACACUCGACAAUUCCACGGAUACCUGCUACCUCUCACCAGCAACAGCCCAUCACGGAAUUUGAUUCAUUUAUCAUUGAUGAAAGACCUGGAGAACAAUGGAUUAAAUUAAACAAGAAAUUUGGGGAGAAUGAAGAAAUUAGAGUUGAAGUUACCAUGUUUGAUGCAUCUGUUCCUGUUAAAAAAGGUGGUGAUGUGUCUGCAGCAGAUGACGUGCACCUUCACAUAACUAUGAUUGUGAAUGUUCUCAAAGGAGAAAGCAAUGAUGUGCUUGAGUUUGUUUGUUCUGCAUGGCCAAACAGUGUUGAGAUUCGUAAAGUUUACACACGUGGGCAGAAAGGCAUAGUGGAUCAACCUUAUGUUGGGCCUCCAUUUAAGGAAUUGGAUGAUGAACUGCAGAAUUCUCUUUAUGAUUUCCUGGAGACAAGGGGAAUAAACGAUGGACUUUCUGUAUUCUUACAUCAAUACAUGAAGAACAAAGAUAAACUUGAAUUUAUUCGCUGGAUGGAAAAGGCCAAAUCGUUCAUAGAGAGGAAAUAGAGAUAGUGUUUGCAUUUCUUCCGCCAGUGUUGCCUUGCUAACUUGCUUGCGGACCAUGCUCUGGAUUCAUUAGUUGAGAAAAAUUAUACUUGCAGGUUUAGAAUGAGAAAGAAACACUUUUCAUCUCAAUUGGAAGUCUGCCAUGCUAAUUUUUUUGUCUUUUCAAGGUUCCUAGAAUUCUACCAUAUCAGACAAAUGAGCCUUACAGAGAAGACGGACAACAACAUUACUAAUUUAGUUGGUGUAUUAUGUGAAGUUCAAAAAUCAUGAUCCCAUUCUUCAAUUGACAAAGUUUGCACUGCAUCUUAGUAAAGUGUACACGUGGGCUUUGCCAUGUUAUAGGUUUCUCCUUUUACUCGACCUCUCUGGUAUUUACUUAACUUUUCAGACUGCUUUGUGUUGACCUCUUACACAGAGAUUUUUGGCUGGUGCUUAAAGAGCUGCCAAUAAUGUCAUAAUUUUUAGGAACAAUGUUAUUUUAUGUAUUUGUGAUCUACUUCAGUAGCAAGUAGCAAUUUAGCCAGUUCAACUUUGAGCAAGCUUCCUCUUUUGACGAGUUUUUCAUCAUGCCAUGUCCUCAUAUGGGCUUUGUUUCUUACUGUUUCAAAAACCAACUAUCCAGGUAAAGGUAAAUUAUAUUUGGCAACACCAUCUUAUUUUCUUUGCUUCCCUUUUUCUUUUUUUAAAUCAUUUUGCUGCUAUUCUGAAUUUCUUGGUGUAAACUGUUUCGCAUUUUACUCUGCGGUUACUGAACAUCUUUAAUCAAAUACUUUGUGAUGCAGCAUAAGUGCUUCCUUCCAGCUGUUUACGGACUGUUAGUAACUUGGUCACAUAAUUCAGAAUGGUAAUCUCCCCUUCUUGAGGCUUGGCUAUAUAUAUCAACACUCUCUUUGCCAAACAAAUUGGAAUGGUGACAUCACCAUAACCCUCCAUAUCACUUUCCUCGCCAUCACCCUCAAGUUCAUUAUACCCAUGAUUGCCCUCUUCAUCUUCCUCCUCAUAUUCUCCGUCAUCAUCACUACAAGCUUCUUUCAAAAUGAAGGCUCUUCGAUUGGGAUACUUUACUAUGUGGCCAAAACCUUGACACUUAGAGCAUCGGAUUGGGUUAGAUUUCUUACCUCCUUCUUUGGAAGCAAACUUUGGAGGUUGCUUCUCAACUUAAUUGUUCAUUUCAAAGGGUUUCUUGGCUUCUUGCACGGGGCCCUUACCCAUUAAGUUCUUCAUCAUAGUCAUAACCUCGGUGGUCACGACCUUGGUAACCUUCACGAGCUUGGUAUCCUCAUUGUCUACCCAUUUGAGGGAUAGGACCAUUUUUUCCACCUGUACCUCGAUAGGCACCUUGUGCUUGCCCUCGUUGUCCCAAGCUUGAUUGGCAUAACGCUGAUGAAUAGCAUUAUCUAUCUCAUCAUCAUCAAGUGGUGGCUCAUCCUGGUACGGUUGUCGGAUAUUUGGACGGUUUUGGGCUAGCAUUGGUUCAUGCGGUGUUUGGUCUUAUGGAGGUGGUAGGUCCUUUUGAGGUGUUGGAAGGUUGGGUGGUAGUGUGGUGUUUUGAGGGGCAGGAUAAUAUAGUCGAUGAAUGGUUCCGGGUGACAACGUAGGGGAUUGGUCUGGAUGUUCCCUACUCGUAGUUCCUUGGAAUUGAACUUGGGGGGAAUAUGACGAUUCCCUCAUGCUUCCCUUCAUGGCUCCUAUCUCUCCCUCAAGGUUCCACAUUGGACUAGACAUUUUCCCCAUUUGUCUAGACAUCUCGAUUAUCAUUGAAGCCAAUUCAUUAAGUGUUACUUCCCCGUUUGGAAGUUGAGUUCCAUCUCCGGUUGACAUGGUACCUAAAAGACAAUCAACAAAACAAGGAAACGCGUUGGGUUAGUGCAAAUCAACUCACAAUCGCUCAAGUAUGUGCACCUUUGGUUGCUUCAAAAAUUGCUUUGGCCAAUGAUUGUGUCCUUGUUAAUACCGAUUAGUCAUAAGGGAUUCAAAUUCUACUCUUGGCUGGAAUAGAUUCUUGUUAGACUAAGAAAGACGGACGACUCAAUUAAUCUAGCGGACUUGAAUCAAGAAGUUUCAACGAGAUUAAAAACAAGAAGGUUAGGUUGAGAUAGCUCUCACUGUUUAGCUGCAUCUACUCGCUAUUAUUAAGCCCAAGUAUGAUGACGAUAUACUCAUUGAUUCAACAGCUGUUAUACUUUUUUUUGAUGAUCUAAGCUAUAUCCAGUAAUGGGGAAAGAAGGCAUUGGUCGUCUAGAUCAAUUAUUGCCCUGGUAGAAUGCUUGUUCCUACAUGCAUCAUUUUUCUACCACUACCUACACCUUUGCUUUAUGUUAAAUUUAAUGGUUCAAAAUGGUCAAACCCUCGAAAAGAGGAAGCUUCUAUUGCAUUAUCAUGAACUGUGAGUUUGAAUUUGAUGAAAUUAUCAUUUUUGUUGUGCUCUAUUGAGUAGUCCAACGUUGUUGCU
This is a messenger RNA of Lycium barbarum (goji berry), 3397 nucleotides long. RefSeq lists its product as uncharacterized. The record is from RefSeq and is a predicted model, not a curated record. The transcript is spliced from 4 exons. Lineage: Eukaryota; Viridiplantae; Streptophyta; Magnoliopsida; Solanales; Solanaceae. The coding region runs from base 157 to 945 and encodes 262 amino acids. Gene Ontology annotation, cellular component: mitochondrial matrix.